AUGGAUUCCACACCGCUGGACGAACAGAUCCCCUCACCCGGUCAAUGGCCGGUAGAUCCUCAGGAAGAUCUCCCCAUUUCGGAGGAUCGCAUCUGGGUUGACGGGUGUUUUGAUUUCAGUCACCACGGUCAUGCCGGCGCAAUGCUGCAAGCGCGCCGUUUGGGCAAAGCCCUCGUGGUGGGCAUCCACUCGGACGAGGCUAUUCUCGAGAACAAGGGCCCCACGGUCAUGUCAUUAGAUGAACGUGUCGCCGCCGUCGAUGCCUGUCGCUGGGCCACCCAAAGCAUUCCCUAUGCCCCUUACGUGACUUACCUACCAUGGGUGUCGCACUACGGAUGCAAAUACGUCGUUCACGGUGACGACAUCACCUCCGAUAGCAAUGGCAACGACUGUUACCGGUUCGUCAAGGCCGCCGGCCGGUUCAAGGUCGUCAAGCGCACUCCGGGCAUUUCCACCACCGAUCUGGUGGGUCGUAUGCUGCUCUGCACCAAGAACCACUUUGUCAAGUCCGUCAAGAAAACACUGGCCGGAGAAGAAGGCUCGGGGACUCCCGAAGAGCGGAAACUCUUUGCUGCCGACCUCCUGCAACGCAUUCGCGAUUACGCCACCGAUGAGACGGGCCUGCAACCGGGACCGCAGGUCUGGACGUGGGAAGGGUCCGGACAAGCCAAGAUCGAGAACGAGAUGGCCGAACCGGGCCACUUCGCACCCUUGGUCGAGGGCAAGGGCCCCAAGCCCGGUCAGCGCAUCGUCUACGUGGAUGGUGGGUUUGAUCUCUUCUCCUCCGGUCACAUUGAAUUCCUGCGCAAGGUCACGGAGACGGAAGAGGCGGGCGGUCGUCAACGAGGCUGGUAUGAAGCCGAGCAGUGCGCCAAGCGUGUACAGGAGUCUGGGGAGGACUACUCACCAGCCUACAUUGUGGCCGGCAUCCAUGAUGACGGCGUGAUCAACCACUGGAAGGGACUCAAUUAUCCCAUCAUGAACAUCUUUGAGCGGGGCCUUUGCGUCCUUCAAUGUCGCUACAUCAACGCAGUCAUCUUCUCCGCACCCUUUACUCCCAGCCAACCCUACCUGGAGACCAUGCCCCUCGGUAAGCCCGACGUGGUCUACCAUGGACCCACGACCUUUAUUCCCCUGACCUAUGAUCCGUACACCGACCCCAAGCAGAUGGGCAUCUUUCAAGAGGUCGGCGACCAUGCCUUCCAGCAUGUCAACGCUGGAGAGAUUGUAGGUCGAAUCCUGAAGAGCCGUGAAGCAUAUGAGGCGCGGCAGCGAGCCAAAUUGGAAAAGGCCGUGGCGGAAGACCUGGUCAAGGCUCAAGAAGAGGCGGCAUCUUCAUAG
Messenger RNA from Penicillium oxalicum, 1341 nucleotides. RefSeq names its product ethanolamine-phosphate cytidylyltransferase. NCBI's taxonomy places the organism in Eukaryota, Fungi, Ascomycota, Eurotiomycetes, Eurotiales, Aspergillaceae. Gene Ontology annotation, cellular component: cytoplasm. The transcript is spliced from 4 exons. Gene Ontology annotation, molecular function: ethanolamine-phosphate cytidylyltransferase activity. The record is from RefSeq and is a predicted model, not a curated record. Gene Ontology annotation, biological process: phosphatidylethanolamine biosynthetic process. The coding region runs from base 1 to 1341 and encodes 446 amino acids.